Peromyscus eremicus (cactus mouse) is the source of this 610-nucleotide messenger RNA. It is a transcript of the gene Gchfr, whose product is annotated as GTP cyclohydrolase I feedback regulator. Gene Ontology annotation, molecular function: GTP cyclohydrolase binding. Gene Ontology annotation, biological process: negative regulation of biosynthetic process. The coding region runs from base 49 to 303 and encodes 84 amino acids. NCBI's taxonomy places the organism in Eukaryota, Metazoa, Chordata, Mammalia, Rodentia, Cricetidae. Gene Ontology annotation, cellular component: cytoplasm; nucleus. The transcript is spliced from 3 exons. The record is from RefSeq and is a predicted model, not a curated record.
AGAAGGGAGUAACGGGACUGUGGUCACGGGCCGCCCCAGCCACGCACCAUGCCCUACCUGCUCAUCAGCACCCAGAUCCGCAUGGAGGUGGGCCCCACCAUGGUGGGUGAUGAGCAUUCGGACCCGGAGCUGAUGCAGCACCUGGGAGCCUCAAAGAGAAGUGUCCUGGGAAACAACUUUUAUGAAUACUACGUCAACGACCCUCCUCGCAUAGUCCUGGACAAGCUGGAACUCAAGGGCUUCCGUGUGUUGAGCAUGACAGGGGUGGGCCAGACGCUGGUGUGGUGCCUGCACAAGGGAUGACCAGGGUGAGCUGACUGUGGACAGGGCUCCUGUUCUUGGGGGCCGCCAUGUGCCCUGACCCCCAUCCUUGCAACACUGUCUGCCCCGCCCACUUUCCUGUCCGCUUCCUUGUCCAACACCGACGGGCCGUGAACGGCCUAGGGAACCUUGCUCCAGUCGGCUGGGCACAGCAGGCCUUCUGGUGCUUUCAGCUCCCACAGCUGGAGGCCUGACACUGGCUCUGCUCUAGGCCAUGUGCUGAAGGCAGGCUACCCAGAGAACACUCCCUGGAUCCUGCACAGCUAGUCCAAGCCAAUAAAAUGCUCUC